This is a messenger RNA of Melitaea cinxia (Glanville fritillary), 12000 nucleotides long. RefSeq lists its product as uncharacterized. Lineage: Eukaryota; Metazoa; Arthropoda; Insecta; Lepidoptera; Nymphalidae. The record is from RefSeq and is a predicted model, not a curated record. The transcript has 4 exons. The coding region runs from base 199 to 11868 and encodes 3889 amino acids.
GACGAGGCUGUGCCUAUACGUUAAUAGGUGAACUUUUGGUCCAGAUACCUGCCAGAUGGUUUAUUGACGUACGGCCUCAAUAAGCAUGAUGUAGGAUCGAACGACUUCGCGCCCGACCCGUUCGCAUCAGACGAUAGUUUAGAUGUUUUCUCAUCCGAUCAUCCGUUCCUGUUGACCACGGCUGAGGAACUGGACACGAUGAGUACGGGUGAAGAUGAACCAUCGUCUGGUUUAAAUGGAAGGUUGAGACCGAGAAAAUCUACCAUCUCUAGCCCUCAAACAACCAAGACUUUACGCAAACCGGACUCCAAACCUGCCCAAGAAAGACCUAAAAGAACUCUCACCCUGUCCAAAGUUUCUCCAAAUAAACUUGAUGAUCUCACUGACAAGUCUGAUACACCCAUUAUACAAAUUCUUUGCCCAUAUUGCGAUAAAUCUUUCUUUUCAAAACAGUCAGUUGCUAAGCACGUAAGGCGCAUCCAUAUUUUAACCACGAAACAAGAUAAUGUUCUUAAUUGCUUGUUUUGCAAUCACUUCGAAAAUGACUCCAAUGACAUUAUUCGCCACAUGGUCGAUAAUCAUCCGAAUCAAUACUUUGCAUGUUACGAUUGCCAUACUAGGUUUCCAUCUACUACAGAACUAGCAGAACAUAAACUUAAUGUAUGUGAGAAGCCGAAGUUGCCGUAUCGUAAAAAGUUGCGUCAGAAAACGACACCAAAAAAGAACCAAAAGACUUCGACUAGUAACGGAAAAGAUGACUUCGAUCACGAUGACAAAAAUUAUUCUGGACAUACUUUUAAUGGCAUCGUCAUAUCUUGCGAACUCAAGCCCUCUCAUCCUAACGAUCCAAUCGAUAUUGAGGAUAACAUAACAACGAAUUUGAUAUUGCCUUCUAGCAAAAAUUUAGGAAACGCUAAUGUAAUUGAAAAGAAUGCAAUAAUUGUCCUCGACGAUUUGCAAUGGAACAAAAGGAUCCCAUCGAAUUUCUCUUUUCAUAACACAGACGCUGACCAAAUACUUUCUAGACUGGGAGUGGUUCACAGGUCACCUAGAACUGGAGAUAUUAAUAAGAAGGAUUGGUCCAGGCAUAUUGAUGAUGCCCAUCAGAAAUUCGAGAAAUGUUUCGAUACGAGUUUCUAUUCGAAGGUGGCGAGCAAUGUUCAAGAGAAUUUAACUAAAUUUCUCGAUGGUUCGUUUAAUUUUAACCCGGAUCCGGAAAAUACUAUUAAAACUAGAAAAGCAAAAAACAGCGUUCCGAUCAACACCGUGGAAGGAUUUCCCAUCCUUCUAGCAAGCGAACAGUUCUCUAGAAAUGUUUUUGAUGGCUAUUUGCCUAGGACCAUUGCGCCAAAGCAUAAGUGGAAAUGGGACAAUCUUGAAAGUGACAAAAAUUUGAUGAGUCCUGAACAAAUAAAACGCGACUCUCACACUAAUAACUGCAUUAUUACAUUGGUAUCCAGCUUGGACAUAUGGACUCAACUAUGCAUGAGGCGUAAAUUUGAGGAGAAGUUCAGAACUUCACCCAUAGAGAAAAAAACAGAAAAACAAAGUAUCAUAGGAAAAGAAUUAAAAGAGAUAUUAGAAAGCAGGGAACUACCGACGUCAUCUUCUCAGGUAGUAAAAUAUGCUAGUCCACAAUUGCAGACACGUGAUAAUUCUGACUUUCCAGCCUCGCUUGGCUUAGUACCGAAUGUGCCGAAUCAUGAUUUAAAACCGGCUGUUCUUAGUGGUGAAUGGGUGAGACCGCGGUGCUAUGUUUGUUGCGCUUGUGGAGCACAAACACGUGAUUCUAAAGCACUCUCGUCCCAUAUUUCGACUCAACAUCCUAACGCUCAAAUUCAGUACUAUGAAAUUGUUGGCGAGGUACUCUUGAAUUCUGAUAUUUUGAAGCAUUUGUAUGUACCUCCAAGUCAGCUAAAUAAUAGAACCCGACCACUUCGAGGAUUUAGAGAGUGCACAAAAUGCAAAAAAGGAGUGUCAUUGGAAGACCUACACCAACAUAUGUUAGAUUGCGCCGGAGAUACACCAACAGUGCGCAGAAAAUGUAGACAUCGUCCCUUCGGAGUUCGAAAACGUCGUCCUCGAUUACCAGAUAAUACAAUACGUAAAGAAAUGCGUAAAGAUAUUCGACAUCAGCGACAUAAUCGAAAGACGCUUAUGAGGCCCAGGCCAAAAAUAAGGUCGGAAGUAGGGGACGCUGAAACUAUAAGGAAAAUGAUAGCAGAUUUGCCUGCCAAACGUCAUCGCGUCAUUGUCAAUCCGUUAAAUCCAACUUUGCGGCCCCGAAGAAAACUUAAUAAACAAAGGGCUAAACUGGUUAUGAAGAAAAGACCUAUUGAUGAAAUGACAAAGAAAAUACACUCAAGUGAUAAGUCACUCGAAAAUACUUCAAAUAAGAACCGAGAUUGUCAAAAAAGUUUAAAUCAGUCUGAGAAACCGGGUAAUAAUUCUUCUCAGCCAAUUAAUGUGCUACUAAAACGUGCAGCUUCAGGAAGUUUAGGCCAAAAAGGGUCUCUACAGAAGAAAAAUGCGGUAGUUAAAAACAAACGCAAAACUUUCGUGCCUAAAUCAGCUAAAACAAAUACCGAUACCGAUACCUCAGAUCUACCUGAGGAACCUACUGAAAGCGACAGUAAUAAAAACAUAGACCAACUGUCUUUUCAAAGUAAUUCAGAGCGGAUAAAUCUUAAUGAUGGUUCUAAUAACAUGAGGGAACAUGGAAAUACUAAUAAUGGAUCAAACAAAUACAACAAUGACGAACGUCCUGGCUGUAGUGGACAAAAUAGCAAUUCUAGAGACUCGUUUACACCAUCUCAGAACGUCCCUUUAAAACAUUCGAUUGCUCGCUUAACUGCAAGCUCCGAAACUCAUGAUAAAUCUGUUCAAUUUCAUCAAUUGUUUCUAAUGAGACAAGAGUGCAACAAUGCCGAUCAACAUUUGCCUUCGGGCCAAACAACGCUUUUUGAAAACGAAGCUGUUGUAACUAAGUUAGACAAACCUCCUUUACACUUUAGCCAUUUGGAAAUGUUAGACCCGCAGGGUUUUCAUAGAAACAAGCUCAACAAGCCUCGUAAAGGGUUAAAUGAUUGCAUUGCAAUGCUUAGGAAUAAACUGGUCGAACCAAGUUCCAAUACAUUACCAGGGCAUGUGUCUGUUCAAUGUGGCAGUGAUGAGCCGCUAGACCCAGAUCCCGUCGUAAUCGAAAGAAGACAUUCUACAGCUGAUUUAAAUAUUGUAGAGUCGGCUCAAAGGUCUUUACAAAUGUUUUAUCCCAAUAAAACUGUGGAUGAAAUUUCCUUAAGCUAUGAGCAGCAUUUAACCACAAGCAGUCGCGUAACACGACGAUCUUCUACACGUCAAAGUAUUCACCGAGAAAAAAUCGCAGAUAUCCAAUCCAGCGAUUAUAUGUAUUGGAGCCAGUUUUAUCAUAAUAAACAAAUGUUGACUGCGGCUACCAAUAAUAAGUAUAAUAAAAGAGAAUCGACACGUCGUAGAUCUGUUGUUUCGUCAGAUGAAUUGUUAUUGCAACAUGCUAUGAGUAUGGAAUUAUUAGCUAAUGCUAGUAGAAAUUUCAGUAACGUAAUUGACUAUCAAUUUCCUAAUAUACUGACACCACUGAAAGCACCAAGGAAGAGUCGGCAGGAGGUACAAAAAACAAGGCCCAGUCCAACAAAACCUAAAAGUAACACCCCCAGGUCGCGGCAGAAAAAAGUUGAAGAUUCGAAUAAUUCAUAUGGGAACAGUAAUUCAAAAAUACCAGAUGUAGAGUUACAAACGAAAACCGUGCAUGAUAAUCGUUAUGAGAACAAUAUAGCAAAUAAUAUUAACAAUACCUCGGUAACGGAAAAUAUUGAUCGCCCCUACUUGCCAGGAAGAGUUGAAGAUAAAACCACUGAUCUAAAUAUUGGAAAAGCUAUUGUACAUCCCAGUAAGUUGCCGGAUGAGCAGUUAUCUUCAAGCAGAUGUCAAAACGUACCUGUGAUGCAAUACCCAAAGAAAUAUGAUAUUGUCCCUGUUCGUUUCACUAUUCCCAUAGCCUCUACUAUGACAGCCCCUCUCGAUCUUACUAAAAAAAUAGUCGUGGACGAUUCUCCACAUCACGUACCUAAACAGCAAUGUUUUGUUGAACCAUAUGUCAAUCGUAUUGAAUCAUUAAAUUUAUCUAACAAACAGACCCAUAACUUUGAAGAAAAAGAACUACGUUCUAUUAGGGACAGAACAGUUGACUUAGGUUUUACAGACAAAACUCAACCGUUAUUAUCUCGUUCAUCACAUUUACCACCGAAUGAUAAUAUAACUCAUUUACCCGACUUAAAACGUAUGUAUGGUCGCCCCAACACUUGUCGAUCUGAAGCGGUCGAUUGUAUACCAACUGAUUUAUCUAUGAAAAGAAAUGAUACGCCAAUGACUUCUUGUGAAAAGAGGCGGAUAAAUGACAAAAUUGUUCCAGAUAUAUCACACCCAAUAAGGCCUGUGCAAAACAUUUGUCUGAUAAUUCCCCGGAGGGAUGAUUUGGCUGAUGCGGAACCCACUGAUUUGUCUAAUUGGAAGUCAGAGAGCAGAACUAAUGGUGUCUGCUUAUCAGAAGAACAACACAUUCGCUCAAAUGUGUGUUCAAAUAAGACAAAUCAUAAUGAUGAAGAAUUACCAAAGGAAUUAUCGGGAAGAAAUCAAGAUACAAUUCCUACUAAGUAUUAUAUAGACGAACAAGGCAUACCACAGUAUUUAGAACGAGUGGUUGCAAAUAAUUUAGAUCAAAGACCUCACAUUGAUUCGGAGCAAAUGAUAAGGGCUCAUUAUAAUCUUGGACCAAGAAUUCCGAUACAAGUAAGUGCUCCAGAGCCUAGACCAGUUAUCCCAUAUUCUGAACCCAUAUUAAACGAAACACAGAGAAUCUCUCCUUCAAACUUAUUAUCACCACCUGUAACAUCUGAUUUUCCAAUUUCAAUAAGAAGACCGUCCAUAAAUGAAAAUAUUUCACACAGUGAAGUAAAUUACGCGAUUUCCGAAAUGCCACUACGUUUUUCACCUAAACCUGUUGAUGAGAAUAAUAUGUGCAGUUUAGUGCGUCGAAAAUCCGUAGCCAGAGACUAUGAAUAUGAAAGUACAAUGUCUGCUUGUACACCACAAUCGUUUAUAGAAACAGAUCUAUCAAGCACGAGUAUGGCUGACAAUAUUAACGGACACACACCCACAGCAUACACAGUAGCUGAUCCAGUCAAUCCUGCAACAACUGUAUACAAUUCUUGUUCGACAUCUGUAACACACGAAUCUGUUGACAGCGAAAAGUUGUCUUGUGAGAAUGAAAUUGUAGAAGAAAAGCAACAUUUGCUGAAGGAGAAAAGUCCAGUGUCUAAUCGUAAAACAGACUCAACAAAUGAAAACAAAGAAACAUUAAAGGAGAAAAAUAAUUUAGAGCAAGAUCCAGAAACAGCUAGAAAAAUAGCAAUGCUGCCUAAAGAACUUGUAGAAAUACUAGGAAACAUGCCAGUUGAUCAUCGCAAUCAACUUCUCAACGUCCUACCACAAUAUGUAUCGUCAUCAACGUCGUCUGUAUUAUUGUCUCACAAUACUGACAGUUUCCGGCGAGAUUCAAUGUCACCAUCUGCCAGUUCUUCGUUACCUACAAAUAUUAAUAAUCAACUAAAAAUUGAUCAUGAAGCCGGUUUAAAAUCAGAGGAUGGAUGUUCAUUAUUAAAACACACUUCAAAUUCUCAAAUACUACAAUAUGCAGACACAUCUCCUACUGCUGUAUCCAGUUCUAUACUUUUGACACCGCCUACACCCCAAUUAUCGGAUCGCCAUUCCAAUCAAUCGCAUGAAAAUGAUGACGCAAAGAUGAUUGAAUAUAGAAGAGAGUCACGAGCUUCUGUUGAUGAAGAAACACCUCAGAAACAUAUCGCUUUCGAAGCGAUGUCGAUAGGAUCAUACACAGUUGACGAGUAUGGUGGAAAAGGCCGCGAUAUUGAUUUGACUGCUGAUAAGAUUUCGGCGGAGAAUCGUGAAGUUUCGCUUAAUUGCGAAUCACUUACAAGUUCAAGCAUUCACUCUUCAAAAGAUAUAUCAAGUUUAAUGACAACUCCUAAAUCAAGGGCACUUAAAACAAAUAGUGAAAAAACAUCUAGUCUAAGAGCAGUGAGAAUAAAGACAUCUUCUGAAAGACAACGAUCUGUUUUAGCUGAAAGUACAACAAUGAAGAAAAAUAUUGACACUGGAUCACAUUUAAUUGAAGAAGAGCGAGCAAGUAAAGGUUCUCUUACCACUAGCCCCAAAGCUAUUCAACAAGCUGAAAUAAGUAGUACUCAACAUCAACCAGGCAUGAGGAUGUCACCUCCAGUAUCAAUUAUGGGGGACUCUCGUCCAGAGAAAAAUAUCAAAAACAUGUCUACUGAAAGUUCCGAAAAGGCCAAAGAUGCUGAUUCGGAUUUAAACUAUAUAAUAGCUGACAAACAAAAGAUGGACACAUCUUUGUUAAAUAAAGAAUGUGAUUUAAAGGGUGGUAUAAAAAAAAUCAAUAAAUACCAAACUAUUAAAAAAGAUUUCCUAAAAAGUCCUGAAUCGACAAACAACAUAAAUGAACCAUCUUUAAAAACUAUAAAAGAUUUAAAUUUAAAUACUAAAGAAUCGGAAAGUUUCAUAAAUAAUAAAAUUAUUGUUGAAAGUGAAUUUUUAAUAUCGUCGAGGUCGGAAAAUCCACCGUCCAUUGAUGACGACGAUUCUGAAGAUGAUGUUACCUUGGCUGUAAUUGUAAAGCAGAAAAAUCGUGAUUUUGUUGUCCCAUGCGAUAACCAAAAGUUGUACGAAAAGGAGAAUACCAUAGAAGAAAGUAAAAAAAUCGAACAAAAUACAUCCGUCAAAUUACCAUCUGAUCUCCAAAAGUCCCUCUUACUUUCUUGUAAUAAAACAAUAUCAACUGAUGUAACAAGUUUAAGCGAUGAAACACAAUCAAUAAAGAAUUCUGUCGAUACCUCUAACAAUAUCAACAAUUUAGAAUGUGGUGAAAAUUUUACCAAAGAAAAUGAAUUAUUUUUGAAAAAGAAGGGCAGGAAAGGUCGCCGUGUGAAUAUUUUAGGUACAACAAGGUAUGUAGAACCAAAAGAGCAUUUGUGUAAUACUAAAGAAAUUGACAGUGAACAUGACAUUAAUAAAGAAAAUAAUGUCUCUUCGGAUGUCACGAAAAAUGUGGACGUAACUGAGGAGUCUGCAAAAAGCAAAACAAUUGAGCUAGAUAACAUUCGAUCUACAACAACUAAUUCUAUUGUAACUAAUGACAGAGAUGUUUCUUUACAACCACCUAUGCGAAAAGAAAUAACAAAAACAGAUUUAAAGCCGGAAAACGCUAUUGAAAAUCAUAUAAGCAUUGUAGAUAUCUCAAAAGCAGAUUCUGACGGAAAUAAAUUGUUAAGUACUUCUAAAAUGUUGGUGUCCAGUACUACUGAUAAAGACACUUCGAAUAAAAUAGAACUAAAUGGCGAAGAUUCCAAGAAAUCUAAGUUGUCAGAAAAUUCUAAUAAAAAGGUUGAAAACCCAGUUACUGAUUCGAAAAGUAUAUGUAAUGCUAGUAAAGUUACAAAACCAAACGACAUUUCUAAUACUACAACAGAAUUGGCAAAUGUUGUUGAAAAUAAAAAAGAUACUGAAAUAGAUGACACAAAUGUGACACUUUUACGGCGUAGCAGACGAGGAAAGUCAUUAUAUAAUGAUAAUAAUUCUGUUUUGGGUGAUAAUAUUCAGAACGCUGAUAAUUGUACGCAGCAUAGGACACCAUUAACAAAAAAACAGUUAAUCUUUUCAAAACUUUUACAAGACGAAGAAAAUCAUAACAAACCCAUUUUAUCUACAACUCCUAUUAAACAAAACGUUGAAUCAGUUUCAAUGACUAAAUAUGAAAAUCAGCAAGAAAAUGUCAAUUCCGAAAAACUUAAAAAACUUGUUAUCGGAGAAAGUAAAACAAGCAAGCGGAAAAAUUCGCCGCAAUCGAAAAGGAAAAGUAAAAAGAAAAAGCCAUUAAGUAACAUACAAAGUACAGCUGAUAAACUAAAUCCAGUAGACGAACUUAACAAAGAUUCGAACAGUCAUGCAUCAGAUAAUGUGCCUUCCGAUGGCAUGUUAUCUUCUCAAAUACCACCUAAUGUUCCAAAUACACCUACGAGUGAUCAGCAGGAUCAUAAAAAGUUGGUUGAGAAACGGAAAUCUAUUUCUCCAGACAGAGAGGAUUUGCUUUCAGUUUCCAAGUCUAAGAAAUUUAAACCCAACAAUGAGGAAAACUUAAUCUUACAUACAAAGAUUCCCGAAGAAAAAAAUUCAGAAAAUGAAAAUAAAAAUACUUCACCACCUAUUUCACGUAAUACUACUUGCUAUAAUAAGGCGAUUAGAAGAGCACGCUCGAAAUCAGUCUUUGUAAAGUCAUCUGGAGCAGAAUUGUAUGAUCCCUAUGAUAUAGAUCUAGAAGAUAUGGUCGAUAAGACCGAACCAUUUGUUAGAAAAGAAAUAUGUCCGAAAUCUCGCGUUACCCCUCUUAAAUCGUCAGUUGCAUCUAAGACUCGAAAGUUAAGCAAAACCGUACCUUCCGCCAUCAUAGAUAUUUUGCCAUCAGAUGCAACACCACCAGCAAACACUGAAAUUAACAGAGUUAAUACACAUAAAAUGAACAUUAAUCCUGAAAAUAAUAAUAACUCCAGUGUUUAUGUGAAAGAUGGUAAUAGUGAUUCUGAUGAAUCUUCCAAGAGCGAUGUACCGUUGCAAAAAUACGUAGAAGAAAAAGAGAAAAAAAUGUUGGAAGCACCAUCUAUGACGGACCACACUGAAAAAACAACAAAUAAUGAAACUCAUGGCAAGUCGCGAGAUAAGUUAAAACAACGUAAAAAACAUAAACAAAGUCAGUCAGUCAUAAAUGAUAAGGAGACAAAAGUUGUUAAUGAUAAAACGGAGGCUGAGGAGGAACUACGUUCUGAGCAAUUUAUGGAGAGCUUUGGGUUCUUUUCAGAAAGAAAACCAAGAAAAUCUAAUUUACUUGCGACGAAGAAAAUAACUGAGACAUUCAAUUUGAUUGAAAAUGAUGAUGCUUAUUUUAUGACCAAAGAACGACCUACAAAGAAACCUGCAAAUGAUCAUAAAAAAGAUGGGCAAUUAAAGACAAAGGUUACAGUUUCACCACCUAAAAAAGCUACAAAACGAGGGAGAAGAAAAAGAAGGAGAGUAAAAAUAAAACCAAGUUUCUGUAACAUCUGUAAGAAAGUAUUUCGGAGAUGGGAUAAUUAUGUGAGACAUUUGUUGUCGUUGUAUCAUAUCUCAAGACUCUGUGAAAUAGAACUAAAAGUGAAAACAGUACUGAUUGAAGAAGAACCUAACUAUUUACUUGCCUACAGGCAACAACUAAAUCGAUUAAAAGUACUUCAGAAUAAAAUAGCAAAAAGGAAAAAGAAUUGUUUGUCAACAGCAGAUAUUGUACUACCAACACUAGAAGAAAUUUUAGCUGAUGUAAAGAGAACUAUAAGAGAACAACAACUCUCUCGUCGUAACUUAAGUCGAGAUGAGGCGCUUUUCAUCGAUUGCUGCGAGAUGUUGAAGGAGUCUCAUAAUAGCGACAUGCCGACGGUUCCCAAACGUGUUCGCCAGUGUAACAGUUUUAACUGUGCACUGGCAUGUCAAGAAGAGUUGGCAUUAUUGGAAAAAAGCAUUCUCGAUGACAGGUGUGACAUUAAAUGCGACGAUGAAAUGGACUCAGCAGCAGCCAAGAAGAUAUUAGAAAGUGAGGAAGUUCGCAACUUAGAAAAUGAUCUGAUAUCUAAUUUAAAAGAAGCUAAUGGAAUAACAGGUCCGUUAACAGGAGUUCAAAUCGACUCAUCAGUAAAUUUCACAAAUUGUAUUGCAGACGCGCAAACCGUUUUAUCUAAUUAUGAAAAUAUAGAUUCUAAUAGACCCAAAUACAAAAAACACACCGAAAUUAAAGAGAAGAUGUAUCCCGACAUUGUUGAAAAUAUAGACAUGUUUGAAGAUAAAUUCGAUAAAAUAAAGAGAAAAUGUAGGUCUCAAGCUGCUGCUGCAAAACAAAUCCAACCGCACGUCGUAUCAAACUUAAGGCACAAAAAUCGGAAAAAGUCUGAAAAGAAAAAAAUAAACAAUAAAAAAGCUUUUAAUAACACGGUUCCCACAAAAGCUGCUUUAAAAGGUUUUGAUGGAAUUAAGGUUUCAAUUUUGACUUCGGAUAUUGAUAUGUCCGCGAUUCCACCGCCUGUUGAAAAAGUGCAUAGGAAGAAAAGAAAGAGUGGUUCUAAGAAAAAGAAGAACAGGACAAAUUCAGAAAAAAGUAGUCAUCGCGAAAGUGAUCAUAUUAUUGAGAAGUCGCCACAGAAAAAAGUUGAUGUUUAUGAAUUCAUGGAUACUGAAGACACUGAAGUUUUUGAAUUUAGACCGUCAACUCUAAUGGAAAGGCUUAAGAGCAUCAAUAAUAAGGAAAUGCCGAGUACAUCAAAAUCAAGUAAUGAAGUUGAAUUUGAAAUAUCGAGUGAAAGUGGAUCUGAUGGUGAUGACUUUGUUUAUAUGUCUGAUGACUAUGUUUGUAGUGAUGAUGAAACUGAAAACAGCGUAUUGUCUUGUGAAUUAGGAAAUGUGAAAGGAAUUAAUGAGCCGAAUAAAACGUCAUCUUUAUUAAAAAGGAAAGAGAUUACAGAAAAAACUGCUGUUAUGGGAAAAAUAUUUAAACAUAAUGCAGUGCGUACUGAGAGAAAAAGUACAAAAAAUAGAGACGUUAAGCCAAAAGCUAACCUCGAUCAAUUGUUUGAUAGUUUAUUGGAAGAUGAACCUAAAACGUCUGAUCUGACAGUUGAAGAUGACGAAAAACUUGAAAAAGACGAGACGCCACCAUCGCGGGUUUAUCUCAGCUUGUCGCCUCAAAAAGAUAAUCAGUCAAAGUUUGCUAAAUCAGUAAAACGAUAUGAUCAAGCGUUGACUAUUACAAGUGAAACUGGCUUGUCCAAAAAAUACAGCACACCUUCACCAACUUUACAUCCGUCACUGUCAUCAUUCUCUGUUAGACGAAAAUCUACAACACCACCCAGUAAGUUUGAUACAAAUAUAAUUGCACUUUCAACCUCGGAUACCCGCACUUCUUUAAUCAAACGGAGCGAUGAAUUAAAGAAAUGUGAAAUAAAGGAAAAGGAUACACCAAAGGAGGUAUAUUCGAAUAAGUACGAGUCUCUUUUAACAAGGAGUGACAAUUUCCCUGCGACUGACACGGACAAUACACAACGCCGACGAAGUGACGAGUACUGUUAUGAGAAACAGAAAUCGAAGACUGAGUUGCAAACUCAUACUUCGACCUACACUUUGAAGAAAAAACCUGACAAGAAAAAGAAGGAAGAUAAUGUAUACGAGAGCUUCGACUUUGGCGAUGAAUGCUUCGAUAACAUAACGUCAGAGGACGCCGGUGUCGCUAGACAGAGGGCUCGUAGGAAAUGUACUGUAGGUAAGCAGAACGUUUUAGCUGAAACCUGGAGCUCGGAGUCUGAGCCGGACGGUGCUCCUUCGCGACCUAACAGUGCCGAAUCAGUUAUCGCCAGUAGCGGACGAAAGAAGAAAGGGAGAAAGAAGGAUGGGCAGUCGGGUGGUAGUCGAAAGGUCAGCAGGCCGAUCGCUGUGAAGAACUACGAAAGCAGGGUAGAAAGGGUAGGAGGUAGUCAUCGGGCAGGAAGCGGAGUGCAAGAGAGGCCGCGCUCGCCGCCCUACUACUGGUCGGAGGGCGAGGACGAACACCCUCAACAACACGGCUGGAUCGUGGGCGACAGCCACAAGAAACUCGUCACCAUGUUGGCGCACGCGAAGGGUCGUAAACGCAGUGGCGAUGAGAAACGACACUUGCUCGAGUAAGUUCACGUUACAUAGGGUACGAUAAAUAAAUUCUGUAAAUAUUUUGUACAUACUAUUCUAGCUCUAUGAAUGUCAUUAUUAUGACAUUUCGACCAGAAACUUUUAAAACCUAAAAUUUAAUUAAUUUCAGUU